Messenger RNA from Cygnus atratus (black swan), 2855 nucleotides. RefSeq names its product cyclase associated actin cytoskeleton regulatory protein 1 (gene CAP1). Bases 115 to 1524 code for a protein of 469 amino acids. The record is from RefSeq and is a predicted model, not a curated record. Gene Ontology annotation, molecular function: actin binding; adenylate cyclase binding. The transcript is spliced from 13 exons. Gene Ontology annotation, cellular component: cytoplasm. Gene Ontology annotation, biological process: cytoskeleton organization; cell morphogenesis; regulation of adenylate cyclase activity. NCBI's taxonomy places the organism in Eukaryota, Metazoa, Chordata, Aves, Anseriformes, Anatidae.
UGCGCACUUCCGGCGCGCGGGGCGGGGGCCGGAAGCGGCGGGCGCGGGGGGUGCUGGGCGGCGGCGGCGGCGGAGCGGCAGCGGCGGCGGCGAGAGGUCGUGGACGGAGCGGACAUGGAGAGGCUGGUGGAGCGGCUGGAGAAGGCUGUGGAGCGCCUGGAGACCGUGUGCCAAGGCCCCGGCAUGUGCGGAGAUGGCUCCUCCAAGGGAGUGGCUCAGUACGUGCAGGCGUUCGAUGCCCUUCUGGCCGGCCCGGUGGCUGAGUACGUGAAGAUCAGCAAAGAAGUUGGCGGGGAUGUGCAGAAGCACGCUGAGAUGGUUCACGCAGGCUUGAUGAGCGAGAGGUCUGUGCUGGUGAUGGCAUCGCAGCAUCAGCAGCCAGCAGAGAAUGUGUUCUCGGCACUUCUGAAGCCGAUUUCGGAGCAAAUCCAAGUGGUGCAGAAUUUCAGGGAGAAGAACCGUGGUAGCAAACUGUUCAAUCACUUAUCGGCAGUCAGCGAGAGCAUCCCAGCCCUGGGCUGGGUGGCCAUGGCUCCGAAGCCUGGUCCUUACGUAAAAGAAAUGACUGAUGCUGCCAUGUUUUAUACCAACCGGAUCCUUAAGGAGUACAAGGACGUAGAUAAAAAGCAAGUGGACUGGGUGAAAGCUUACCUGAGUAUCUGGACAGAGCUGCAGGCCUAUAUCAAGGAGUAUCACACCACGGGGCUGACCUGGAGCAAAACAGGUCCUGUAGCAACAGAAGGGGCUAAAGCGCCAUCCGCUCCCCCCGCAGGGGCUGCGCCGCCCCCCCCAGGCCCUCCUCCCCCUCCUGCUCCUGCCCCCACGGGCUCCAGCACCGACGACUCUGCCUCCCGCUCGGCGCUCUUCGCCCAGAUCAACCGGGGGGAAGGCAUCACGUCUGGCUUAAGACAUGUUUCAGAUGACAUGAAGACCCACAAGAAUCCAGCACUGAAGAACCAAGGAGGUCCUAUAAGAAGUGGACCCAAACCUUUCACUGCUCCCAAACCAGCCUGUAGUGCUAAUCCUUCCCAAAAAACCUCUCCAAAGCAACCUGCAAUACUAGAAUUAGAGGGCAAAAAGUGGAGAGUGGAAAACCAGGAGAAUGCCGCUAACCUGGUAAUCAGCGAUACAGAACUGAAGCAAGUAGCUUACGUCUUCAAGUGCACAAAUAGUACACUCCAAAUCAAAGGCAAGAUCAACUCCAUCACCCUUGAUAACUGUAAGAAGCUAGGUCUGGUGUUUGAUGACGUGGUGGGCAUCGUAGAGAUCAUAAACAGCAGGGACGUUAAAGUUCAGGUAAUGGGUAAGGUGCCAACAAUCUCCAUCAACAAAACAGACGGCUGCCACGUGUACCUGAGCAAGAACUCCCUAGACUGCGAAAUCGUCAGUGCCAAGUCAUCGGAGAUGAAUGUCCUUAUUCCCACGGAGGGCGGUGACUUUACUGAAUUCCCUGUCCCAGAACAGUUCAAGACGGUGUGGAACGGUCAGAAGCUGGUUACCACUGUGACGGAAAUUGCUGGCUAAGCAGAACAGCUCCAAGGCUCACGCCCUCCCCUGGCCCUGCUGUGGGACAAAUCUGCUUUCAGAUGAUUCUCUUAGAUUUCUUGUACCUUUCUGCUCUCAAACUGCUUCUCUUCUACCCGAGAGACACAGCUACCUGCCGUCACUGAAAUACCUCUGGCUGGGAUGUGGUAUAGGUGGCGGGUCAGUGAUUGUCCACAUCUAUUAGCAGGAAGGUGUAUUUUUCCCCCUCCCUUUGUCUGAUCUAACUGCACCAAUUGAUCGUGUCAGAUUUUGGGUGAACUUCACAGCCAGUACUGGCGGUUGGCUUUCAGAGUGUUGUUCGGGUUUUGUUUUAAUUUUUGUAUUGCCUUUAAGCAAACUGUUCACGUGAGAGAGGAGUGUUGUCCCCUUUUUAACAAAUACUGUUGUCUGUUGGGGUCCAGAAGCACACAGUUGCCAUUGCAAGUGUCUGAAGUUCCUGGAAGCUGCUUAUUCCAGCCCUACGUGCUAAUCAGUGGCAUUACAGGACAUGGGAAUGGCUUUGUUGGACCAAAGGCUGAGGACUUGGGCCAUAGCAUUCUACCUUGAUUCCCCUUUCAUCAUUCCUACUAGCUCAGUGCGUUUCUGCCUGUGCCAUGACAGGAGGCUUUUUAUUAACCAGUGCCACAGGAAGACUGCGGUGGAGUCGCUGCAGUUCCCCCCCCGGCAGUCCGGCUGGUAGCUUGGAGCUGAGCUCUAACCUCUUCCCAUGAGCCCUCCACCCUCUCAAGGGAAUCUUUACCCCAGGGCUUCCUGCUCGGAGCAGCUGAACUCAGGUUCAGUGCUCCAGGACGGUUCUGACCCUGUCCCCUCCUGCAGGGGAAGGGUCUCCUUCAUUCCAGGUCAGUAGUGCAGUAUUAUCGAUACCCAAGUUGGAUCAAGUUGGUUCAUCACUCUCUUCCUCAUCUGCAAUCGGUCACCAUUGCGUGAAUCUCCUCAACCUCCCCUUCCCCCUUGCUUGGCUCUUUACAUUGGUGGAAGCUUGCAGCCUCUGUUCCAGGGCCCUGGAGCAGAGUGAUGGAUCUACACCUCAGUACUGUAUUGACCCGUAAAGGGAGCUGCACGUGCUUUGACCUUCAUUUUUCCAAUGCCUCGGGUGGCAUAAGCAUAUCGUAAAUGCAUUUCCUCGGUAAAGUGUCAAUGUUCUUUUUCUCUAGGACAAAACUUACAGAAAAAUAUGCAAUUUUUUUAUGUUAAGACUGUCCUGUGACUUGUACUCGUCUUCUCCUGAGGCUUGUGAAAAAUAAAAACCUUUCUUAUGUACUUAAGAUUAUACAGAAGAUAGAAUAAAGUUAAUGCCAACUUGCUCAUUA